ACCUUUGGCAUGCCAUAGAAUAAAUAUCAUAAUCAACGUCCCGUCACAACGUGAUAUAAGAAUCUUCCAAUUCCAACAUCCUGCCAUCUCGCAUGUCUUCUCAACCAUCUGAAAGCAACAACACACAAUCCACUACAUCGACGCUCAAUCUCAAGGCCAUCGCCAUUCUCAUCGGUAUAACCGCAAUCACCGUGGCUUUCCUCACACCACUCCGUAACAACCUCCCAUCUUUAUUCUCAAGAACACCCCCGUCAGUUCAACGCACAAUGUCCUCUUCAGCAAACUCUUCUCUCAAAAUUGUCAAGCGACCCUGGAAUGCCCGCGGUCAUGCUGACCACGGCUGGCUCUACACUUUCCACACUUUCUCCUUUGCCUCCUACUACGACCCCAGUCACGAAUCCUUCGGCCCUCUACGCGUAAUAAACGAAGACCGCGUAGAAAAAGGCACAGGAUUUGGCACGCACUCCCACGCCGAAUUCCUCAUCUGGUCGUACAUAGUCCGCGGCGAACUCGAGCACAAAGACAGCAUGGGAAACCUCGAAAACCUCAAACGUGGAGAAGUUCAAUUUACGUCGGCAGGAACUGGAAUAAGGCAUUCAGAGUAUAACCGCAAGAGAGACGAAGAUGUGCAUUUCUUGCAGAUUUGGGCAAAGCCUUAUACCAGGGGAUUGAAGCCUAGUUAUGUGACGAGAAAGUUUACGGAUGAGAUGAAGGAGAAUAAAUUGGUUAGGAUUAUGGAGGAUCAGAAGAGGCAUUCUGGAAGGGAUGCAGAGGAUCAGCCUAUUCCUUUGCAUGCGGAUCUUAACAUGGAUGCUAGUAUCUUGUCGCCGGGGAAGAAGGUUGUUCAUGAUAUUGUGGCUGAGGGCAAGAGGAACAUUUUCGUCCAUCUUGUCAUGGGUGGCAGGACCCAGCCUAAGUCUGGAGGUGCCAAGAUCAGAGUUGGCGAUGUCGAGUUGGGUGAGGGCGAUGGUGCCUACAUCACCAACGCUACUGGACCUGGUAAGAUUGAGGUUGAGAGCGUUGGUGAUAAGCCUGCUGAGUUCUUGUUAUUCGACAUGGGACUGUAGACCUUGAUAGACUCUUUAAAAUCAUUAUUUCGUCUCUCUGUACCGCUUCCCAGGAUAGCGUCACCGCUAUUGUCAUUCAAAGUACGCAAGACUACACGUCCAACGAAGGAGCGUCUCGUAACAGGGGUUUCCUGAGCCAGCAGGAAUUUGUCCUCCCCAAGCCCCCACGCCCAGCAUAUCCAGCCUACCGCUCGGCAUUUUAGACUCAGACCAAGGGUCAGCACAAAACGAGCAAUUGCGUCGUCAAACUGCUUGCACAGUCUGCCGAUUCUCGAACGACGAAGCCUGAGAAUGACCUCGCGGUUCGACUUGUUUCGAGUUCCUGGCAAAAGACAACUC
This is a messenger RNA of Aureobasidium subglaciale EXF-2481, 1406 nucleotides long. RefSeq lists its product as uncharacterized. The coding region runs from base 93 to 1067 and encodes 324 amino acids. The transcript has a single exon. NCBI's taxonomy places the organism in Eukaryota, Fungi, Ascomycota, Dothideomycetes, Dothideales, Saccotheciaceae. The record is from RefSeq and is a predicted model, not a curated record.